Messenger RNA from Colletotrichum aenigma, 585 nucleotides. It is a transcript of the gene gng-1, whose product is annotated as Guanine nucleotide-binding protein subunit gamma. Gene Ontology annotation, molecular function: G-protein beta-subunit binding. The coding region runs from base 1 to 585 and encodes 194 amino acids. NCBI's taxonomy places the organism in Eukaryota, Fungi, Ascomycota, Sordariomycetes, Glomerellales, Glomerellaceae. The transcript has 2 exons. The record is from RefSeq and is a predicted model, not a curated record. Gene Ontology annotation, biological process: G protein-coupled receptor signaling pathway. Gene Ontology annotation, cellular component: heterotrimeric G-protein complex.
AUGUUCGCUCACCAGAAACGUUCUUCUCACAACAACACCACCACCGCCGCCGCCAGCACCUCUACCUCACCAACUGCAGCCGUCGCCGCCACAGCCGAGUCAUCGACAUCUCGCCAGCGGCAGGACCAGGACGACAAACCCCGUACCGACGACACCAAAUCGCGACGACAACCCGCUGCCGCUGUCGCUUCAUCUUCCAAAGCGACUCCCAGUGCCAGUGCAAGCGCCGCUCCCGUCGCUGUCGCCGAGUCGUCUUCCGUUCCUUCGUCGUCCAAGUCUCCAGCCCCCCGAUCCGCCACCACGAUGCCUGCCUACACCUCCCGCGAUGUUGGCGACCCGUCGCAGAUCAAGAAGAACAAGCAGUCGAUGGCCGAUCUCAAGCUGCGCCGAUUGACGGAACUCAACAACCGCUUGCGCGAGGAUCUCGAGAGGGAACGUAUUCCGGUUAGCAAUGCUUCUAAGAGCAUCAUUGCCUACUGCAACAGCACGAGAGACUACAUGGUUCCUUCGGUCUGGGGCGCUGUCCCCCGUGGCGAGGAUCCCUACGCACCACAACAAAGCGGCGGAUGCUGUAUCGUGAUGUAA